CCACUGAGAAGCUGAGGCUCCCCUGCUCCUUGCAUCAUGAAGGUUUCUGCAGCACUCCUGGGCCUGCUGCUCUGGACAGUCGCCUUCAGCCCCUGGGGUCUUGCUCAGCCAGCUGCUAUCCCAACCACCUGCUGCUUUGCUGUGGCCAGCAAGAGGAUCCCCAUUCAGAAACUGGAGAGCUAUAAGAGGGUCACCGGCAGCAAGUGCCCCCAGAAAGCCGUGAUCUUCAAGACCAAACUGGCCAAGGAGAUCUGUGCUGAUCCCAAGGAGAAGUGGGUCCAGAAUUCCAUGAAGUACCUGGAUCAAAAGUCCACAUCUCCAAAGCCAUAAAUAUUCACCUUUUUGAAACCUCCCUAGAGCCUGUGAAAUGCUGCCAUUGUUUUCCCUUUC
Molecule: messenger RNA, 390 nt
Organism: Otolemur garnettii (small-eared galago)
Lineage: Eukaryota; Metazoa; Chordata; Mammalia; Primates; Galagidae
Product: eotaxin
Exons: 3
Coding region: 37-330 (97 amino acids)
Biological process (GO): cellular response to tumor necrosis factor; lymphocyte chemotaxis; cellular response to type II interferon
Cellular component (GO): extracellular region
Molecular function (GO): chemokine activity; CCR chemokine receptor binding
Source: RefSeq, a predicted model, not a curated record